Messenger RNA from Vicia faba (fava bean), 1182 nucleotides. The record is from the annotation of a GenBank genome assembly. NCBI's taxonomy places the organism in Eukaryota, Viridiplantae, Streptophyta, Magnoliopsida, Fabales, Fabaceae.
AUGGCUUCUGGUGCUUCCAUACCAGCUCAACAGGAUGUUCUUGUAGAAGAAAUAGAUCAGGUAAGGAUAGUCACUUUGAACAGACCAAAGCAAUUGAAUGCUAUCUCACCUAACCUGGUUUUUCUGCUAGCAAAGUAUUUGGAAAAUUGGGAGAAAGAUGAGAAAGCAGAGCUAAUCAUCAUGAAGGGAGCUGGUAGGGCUUUCUGUGCUGGAGGAGAUUUGAGAGUAUUCUAUGGUGGCAAGAUCACAAGGGGAGAUUCAAAUCUUGAAGUUGUCUACAGAUUUUACUGGCUUUGCCAUCACAUUAGUACCUAUAAGAAAACUCAGGUUGCUCUUGUGAAUGGAAUUUCAAUGGGUGGAGGUGCAGCAUUGAUGAUCCCUUUGAAGUUCUCAGUCGUAACAGAAAAAACAGUUUUUGCCACUCCUGAAGCAAGUUUUGGAUUUCAUACUGAUUGUGGUUUCUCAUACUACCAUUCUCGUUUGCCAGCGAAUUUAGGAGAAUAUUUGGCACUUACGGGAGCGCGAUUGAAUGGAAAGGAAUUAGUUGCAGCUGGACUAGCAACACAUUUCGUCUCUUCUGAGAAAAUUGGUGAGCUAGAGAAGCGCUUGAUUAGCUUAAAUUCUGGUGAUGAGAAUGCUGUGAGAUCAGUAAUUGAAGAAUUUUCUUCAGUGGUUAAACUUAAUGAAGACAGUAUCUUAAACAAGAAAUCAAUAAUCGAUGAGUGCUUUUCAAAGGAUUCUGUUGAAGAAAUUAUUAAAUCGCUGGAAGCUGAAUCAAGCAAGGAAGGAAAUGGAUGGAUAGGUCCAGUUUUGAAAGAAAUGAAAAGAACAUCACCUACUGCAUUGAAAAUAGCAUUAAGAUCGGUUCGUGAAGGAAGGAAUCAAUCCCUUUCUGAAAGUCUCAAAAAGGAAUUCAGAUUAACGAUGAAUAUACUCCGAGCUACGAUAUCUGAGGAUAUGUACGAGGGUAUUAGAGCUCUCACCAUUGACAAGGACAAUGCUCCAAAGUGGGAUCCUGCAACACUUGACAAAGUAGAUGAUGAGAAAUUGGACUUAAUCUUUAAGCCUUUUGACAAGGAAUUGGAGCUUCAGAUUCCAGAAAGUGAAGAAUGCAGGUGGGAUGGUAAAUAUGAGAAUUCAGCUUAUGCUAUUCCGAACAGAGAAACACCAAUAUCAACUUAG